Nicotiana attenuata is the source of this 399-nucleotide messenger RNA. RefSeq lists its product as uncharacterized. The transcript has 3 exons. Gene Ontology annotation, molecular function: RNA-DNA hybrid ribonuclease activity; nucleic acid binding. The record is from RefSeq and is a predicted model, not a curated record. Bases 1 to 399 code for a protein of 132 amino acids. NCBI's taxonomy places the organism in Eukaryota, Viridiplantae, Streptophyta, Magnoliopsida, Solanales, Solanaceae.
AUGGCAGUUGAUCUGAAUGUGGAAGAAUUGUUAAUCAUGGGAGAUUCUGACUUGAUUAUUCGGCAAGCUCAAGGUGAAUGGGAAACCCGAGAUAUCAAUCUUAUCCCAUAUAGACAACAUGUGGAAGAUCUUAGCAAAUGGUUCAAGUUCGUCGAGUUCAAGUAUAUUCCUCGAUUCCACAAUGAGUUAGCUGAUGCACUAGCUACUUUUGCCUCAAUGUUGCCGUAUCCGGGCAAUGUCCACAUUGACCCACUGGAAAUCCAAAUUCGAGAAAGACAUGGUUAUUGCAAUGCGGUUGAAAUAGAACCAGAUGUUCAGCCGUGGUAUCAUGAUAUCAAAAGAGCUUUAUUUUCUUUGUUUGAUUCUGCUGUACAGUUUUUAGGCAGUAGUAUUCACUGA